AUGUCCAAGAUUAUCGAUGAUGUCAAAUCCGGCCUCAAGGGUAUCAAAGGAGCCGGCGAUACAGUUCGCGGAUCUCUGAUGGAGGCGGCCGACCAAACCUUCGAGCCAAACCAACAACAUCCUUCCGUCGUUGCCAGGAAUGAAAAGCACAGAGCCGCCGCCGAGAAGGGCAAAAUGGACGUUGAGGGAGCCGAUGCCAUGGUCGCGCGUCAUGAGUGGAAUCGCAAAGACCGCGCGACCCAACGCCAAGCGGCUGCCACGAUGCCCGAGGGGAACCAAGGAACCACAGCCUAUGAUGACUCCGUCCCUCACGCUGAAGCUCCUGGCACUACAGUUCCAGCGACUGCGGGUCCUGGAAUGUCAGCACCUGGUAUUGCAGCGCCCGCAGUCCCCCCUUCGCAGGUCACCGAAGAAACAACUGCUCCCGCAGUGUCUGAAGGCGGCAUUGGUAGGACUGUGCCCAGCUCUCGAAACACCUAUCAAGAAUACCCGCAGGAUCACGUCCCUCGGCCAUGA
Messenger RNA from Clonostachys rhizophaga, 516 nucleotides. NCBI's taxonomy places the organism in Eukaryota, Fungi, Ascomycota, Sordariomycetes, Hypocreales, Bionectriaceae. The record is from the annotation of a GenBank genome assembly.